This is a messenger RNA of Anneissia japonica, 6809 nucleotides long. RefSeq names its product epidermal growth factor receptor substrate 15-like 1. The record is from RefSeq and is a predicted model, not a curated record. Gene Ontology annotation, molecular function: cadherin binding; calcium ion binding. Gene Ontology annotation, cellular component: clathrin coat of coated pit; plasma membrane; cytoplasm. The coding region runs from base 224 to 3073 and encodes 949 amino acids. The transcript is spliced from 20 exons. Gene Ontology annotation, biological process: endosomal transport; endocytosis. Lineage: Eukaryota; Metazoa; Echinodermata; Crinoidea; Comatulida; Comatulidae.
CAUUUAGAUACUUGAGGCACUGGCUGAUAUAAGCAGUCUUAGUGAAAAGAUUAUGUUUUUACUUUUCACACCCAGCUAUUAAAACACCAUUAAUAUUUCAUGGAUUACACUCAGUUUGCUAAUGAGGCUUAAAAAAUGUUGACUCUUCAAUAUUUCAAAUUCUUCUUCUUUUGAUUAGCUGAGCAUCUCGAAAAUCCUAAACUAGGCUUCCAAUUGAUGCAUUAUGGGAGAUUUUAAACGGACAGAACGGGUUCUUCUAUCGGUUGCUGGCAGCAACAUAUCCGGCUAUGAAGCACUCUAUCGACAGUUUGACAAAUUUGGUUCAGGUCACAUUGGAGCAACUGAUGCUGCUGUUUUUCUAAAGCGGUCUGGACUGAAGGAGUCUACAUUGCACAAAAUAUGGGAGCUAUCAGAUCCUGGUGGCAGAGGCUACUUAGAUAAACAAGCUAUUUUUGUGGCUUUGAAACUAAUUGCUCUUGCUCAAAAUGGCAAAGAUGUCUCAAUGGCAAGUAUCACUACUCCAGUACCACUACCCUCUAUGGCUAAUUACCCAGCCCAGGCCCCAAGAACAUCAACCCCUCCUGCUUCAAGCUCACCGGAACCAUGGGCAAUUAAGCCCGAUGAGAAGGUAAAUUAUGACCACACUUUUCAAAGUCUUGGACCAAUAGAUGGCAAGUUAUCAGGAGACAUGGUGAAACCUGUUUUAAUGAACUCAAAACUUCCUUUAGAGACACUUAGUAAGAUAUGGGAUCUUAGUGAUAUUGAUAAAGAUGGGUUGUUAGACAAAGAAGAAUUUGCUGUCGCAAUGCAUUUGGUGAGAAGGGCAAUGGAGAAUGAGCAACCACCAGCUGCCUUGACACCUAAUCUGGUGCCACCAUCAAGGAGGAAGAAACCUCUAAUGGCUGGAGCUGUUCCAGUAUUUCCUGCUCCCAUUAACAUCAUGCUGAAGAAAACUAAUCUAUCUCCACAGUUAUCACCUACUUCAUCACCAUCACUUCCAGUUAAACAAACAAAUCCUCUCAUCACACACACUCCAAGUUCAUGGGUAGUAACAGCUCAAGACAAGACCAAUUCGGAUGCGGUGUUCAAACGGAUUGAUAGUGAUGUUGAUGGGUAUGUGACAGGAGAGGAAGUUCGGGAUACACUAAUACAGUCAGGACUACCGCAGACUGUUUUAGCACAAAUAUGGAAUCUUUGUGAUAUCAAACAAACAGGAAAGUUAAACUCUGAACAGUUUGCAUUAGCCAUGUAUUUAGUACAAGAGUCUAAACAGGGCAAACCUGUUCCAGAGCACCUUACUUCUGAGAUGAUGCCGCCAUCGUCAAGACCAAAACCGGGAUCGGAGUCAGCUAUGCUCACAGAUCUUGGAUUAUCAGGAGCUGUUGGAGUUGACUUCAAUGCUAUUAAAGAGUUAGACGAUAUCCAAAAAGAAAUUGAUGACUGCAACAAAGAAAAAUUAAGUUUGAAGGCAGAAAUCAAGGAACAAGAAGAACAAGUGAAAAUGAAAACUCUGGAAAUACAGUCAUUGCAAUCAGAACUUGAUAGAACGUCAACACAAGUAAAACAACUUGAAGAUCAAAAAGGAGAAGCACAGAAGAAGCUGGAUGAGUUAGACCAACAGAAGGACAAAUUAGAAGGAUUAUUAAAAGAAGUGAAGCAGCAAUAUGAUGAAGCCAAAAAAAAUCUUGAAGACUUAAAAUUAGAAAUAGCAACCCAAGAAAAAUCAGUCAAGAACCAAGAGGAAGAAGUGAACCGAGCUCGUAUUGAUUUGAGCAAUUUAAGACAAGAGGAGAACCAAUUAGAACAACAAAUUGAACAGGGCAAAGGUCAAGUUGAUAUGUUGAAUCAGACAUUAAAGACAACAAAUCAAGAUAUACAACAGGUCCAAACAAAAAUAAAUAUAUUAAAAGAAAGUCAAAAUAAACUGAAUAACAGCAUCACCCAGAUAAACAAUGCCAUCGAUUCUGGAACCACCGCUGAAAUACUAGCAGUACAUGAACUUGAUAAGAUGGCACUGUCUCAAGAUCUUGAUGUAAUGAGUGUUAGACCUCAGCCUGGAGGAAGUCCAGGAAGCAGCAUAACAAGUGGGUUCAGUAUGAAUUCAGAAGUAACAGGUAAAAUGGAGGAUUUUGGUGAGGAUGAUCCGUUUAAAAAUAAAGAUCUUUUUAGUGGUCGCUAUGGUGGGUCAGUCACACCAGAUCCUUUCAAAACAACAGAUCCUUUUAAAGAAGAUCCAUUUAAAGGUGAUUCAUUUCCAGCAGAUCCAUUUGCUGGUGAUCCAUUUGGAUCAAGUUCAGAUCCUUUUGGUUCUCAGUCAUCAACUGUCCAGAGUGACCCUUUUCAAUCAGAUCCAUUCUCUUCGACGUCAUCAUCUCUUGUUAAUGGCCAGUCUGAGAGUAAAUCUUCUAGUAAUGUAUUUGGUGCCUUAGAUGCAUUUGGGGGAAGCACCUUUUCUGCAGAUUUCUCAAAUCAAAAUUCUAAAUCAGAAUCAUUUUCCAGCGAUCCAUUUAAAACCUCAGAAGAAAGACCUGCAUUACCACCCAAGAAACAGCACUCCAAAUCCAAAGCUCAAGCUUUUCAAGCAUUCACCAGCGACUCAAAUGACCCAUUCACAUCCAGUAGUAUUUCAAAGGAUCCUUUUGCAUCAGUUGGAUCAGAUCCUUUCUCAUCCCUCAUAUCAUCUACUAGUAGUAGUGGUAAUUCAAAGGAUCCAUUUUCAUCUGGUAACAGUUCACAAGAUCCAUUCUCUUUGGGAACAUCGUCAUCUCAGGAUCCAUUCUCUUCAUCAUCAAAUGAUCCUUUUAUUUCUUCAACUGGUUCUCUUCCAAAAUCUGGUGAUCCUUUUGGACCAUCUGGUGCUCCAGUAGAUAAAUCAGGAGGUGAUCCUUUUGCAGGAUUUGCUGAUUUUGGCAAGUUUGAUACAAAUAUGACUGAAGAAGAACAACUUGAGUGGGCCAAGAAAGAAAGUGAACAACUUGAAAAGGAUAGACAAUCAUCUGCACUGAAAGAAGAGGAGGAAUUAAAGAUCGCCCUCGCUCUAAGUAAGACAGAAGUUGGAUCAUCAGAAGUCUAACAUCAGAAAAAAGAAUCAAUGAAUUGUGCUCCGCUUCCUCUUGACAAUCCUAAAGUCUCACAUGUUAUUAGUAUCUAGAACUACAAUCCAAUAGUGUGCUUAUAAAAAUUUAAGUGAUUAAAAUUAAAACAUAAAAAAAUGUCACUAAUGCAAGGCACACAGAGCAUAGAUACUAAGUGCAGUGAUGCGUAAUGGUUUGUUUUAGAUGUCCUUUGUUUUUGCUGGAAGAAAACAAAGCACUGAUGGUUAUGAAGAAAAGGAUGGUGAUGCAUUUUUGUUUUAGAUGAACCCAGGAUAUUGCAAAUUCUUGGAUAAACAAAACCUUUCUUUCUGCACCCAUCUGUCUUGUGUCUUUUUUGCUGGUGAAAAUUAGAUAGGGUAUUUGCUAUUGUAAUUAAAAAACAAUUAAUCUACAGUAUUUGCUUAAAACAAAGCUUAUGUGGCUAGUUCACUGUUUAAACACUCCAUGUAAAUUUUGGUCCAAGUUCUAAAUCACUUGUUUAAUUUUCUUAUUGUAAAGUAAUGUAGUUUAAUUUUAUAACUAAGUUCAUGUAAGUAAAAUACUGCAUUAUGUUGCAAGAGUCAAUAUUUGUAAAUUGUCAUUUGAAGGAUUUAGAACCUUAGUACUGUAUUAACAUACUUUUCUUUCUCAGUAUGAGGGAAAAUUAUUUAGGAUUUCUAAAGUGGGUCAUAAAACAAUGAUGAAACUGUUAUACCAGACUUGAUUGGAUAAUAAAAGAGACUGUUAUGCCCAAUAUUGAUUGGUUAAUAAAACCAUUAUACAUUUCAUUUAAUGAUAAACAUAUUAUGCACCUAUUUGAUUGGAUGAUAAAGGUGUUAUAUUCAAUUUUCAAUUGAAUAAGUACACUAUUGUGCUCCUUUUUGAUUUGUUAUAAGACAGUUAUAUUGAUUAAUAAUUAGAUAAUUUUGCCAUAUAUUUCCCACCGUAUAUUAUAGUGUACCUGUUGUUAGGGUGACUAUAGAUUUGAAUUCCCAACUUCAUAUAAGGUUAAUAAGAAUUAUAUAAAAUUAUGUUAUAGGAUUAUUAUCAAAAAACAUGUUAUAUUUUCAUUGCGGUUUUUUUGGGCUCAGUACGGACUCUAAACGUAUGCAUUUUCUUUUAGUUUUAAGGCGUAUGCGGAUUUUAUAAGUCCGCAAUGACGAUAUAACAUGUUAAAAUCAGAAUCAGUGAGAAAAGUUACUUUUUUGGUUCCAGAUAUAUUGUUUGUUAAACCAAAAUUAUUAGUGAAAUUUAAAAUAGUGUAUAUGGCACAAAACUGUAAUUGUAAUAGGCCAACAAAAAUUAGGAUUUUUUGUUUGCUGAAAGGUUUCAAAUUAAUUAUGAUUUCAAAAAGCAAGACAACAAUUUUAAAUAUUGUUGUAGAAAACCAGCUUGAUACUGCCAAGUAACCUGACAUUUAAGUAAAUUGAAACUUAAAGUGUCAUGAACACUUGUAUAUUAUUGUAUCUGACUCUGCAAUAUAAAAAAAGCAGUGAAUUUUAACUGUAUUUACAUUUUCUGGAUAAGCAGGUGUAAAUUUUUCAUGAAUAAGGACUAAAGAAACUUAAGAAUGUUUUUGAGUAAGUGGCUUAUUGUAAUUGGCAAACAUUUUUUAUGGCUACAAUUUAUUGAGAUGACCAGUGAUUACUAGUAAUAGUUUUUACCAGGUUUAACAGUAUUUACUACAAGUAUUGACUAGUGUCUACCAAGUAUAAAAGUAUAUACUAGCAGUGUUUAAGCUGUCAUUCGCCAAAUAGCCAAAUCCUAAUAAAAACAGAAUUUUGCUAAAUAUUUUCAUUCAAAAUUAGCCAAAAAGCUAAUGGAAUUGAAAAUAUUAUUGCUUAUAUUCAUUUGUUUUGCCUAAUCAAGUUUCUGUUUGGCUAAUUAUUUUCAUACCAAAUUAGCCAAAUUGCAAAAUAUUAUUUUUGGCCAGCUUAAACCCUGUACUAGUGUUGACUAACAGUCUACUAGUGUUUACCAGGUAUAAUGUAUUUGCUGGUGUUGACUAGUUAUUACCAGAUUUAAUGGUAUUUACUAGUGCUGGUUAGUGUAUAACAAUAUUUACUAAUGUUUACAAGUAUCUACCAGGUUUAACAGUAUUUACAAGAGUUGACUAGUGUUUACUGGGUUUACAAUAUCUACUAGUGUUUACAAGAGUGUCCAAAAUGUUUAACAGUAUUUACUAUUUACUUUAACAUACCAAACUUGUCAUUAAUUUUGCCUUUUUUGCUAUUCUUAAAGUUUUUGAAAAUACAGAAUUGACAGCUUUUUAAUGCCACGUAUUCCAGUCACAAGAUACAGUACAAGGAAUCGUUUACUGUACAAAGGGGUUAGUUUUUUCUGGGUGCAUAAAUUUUGCAAAGUACUGUUUUUCAGAUUUGUCUACAAUACAGGUUGAUGAAAUACACUAGAAAGGAAAUUCUCAAUUAAGACAUGUCUAUUGCUUGAUGGAUAAACAAAUUGAAAUAGGCCUGAACAUGAAAUUUAUACUACAAUGUCUACUCAAUACAACUCAAAGUGUUAUAAAAAAAAAUGCUUAAAAUUAGGUCAUACAUGCAAUAAGCUACAGGUAUUUAACAUUUUAUUAUUAGUAUUAUUAUUGUUGUUUGUUUUUGUUAUUACCGUAUUUUCAUUAUACAAAUUAUUGCACUAUUAUAAUUAUUAUUUGUUAUUAUUUUCAUUAUAUACAAUAUUGCACUAUUAUUUUUAUUAUAAGAAAUAUUAUUAUUAUUUUUAUUAUAUUUACUAUUUUAGUGAAGCCAAGCUAAGAAGCUGUAGGCAGUCUAAAAGGAAUAAGAGAUCAACCACAUGAUAAAAAUUGGUGCAUUAUUGAAUCCUCUGUAUAAUAUGUUUAUUUGUAAAUUAUUUUUACUGAAUUCAAUGUUUUUGUUUCGUUAAAAACUUCAGGGAUUUCGGAAAUUCAUUCUUCACUGAGUAUCUGCACUGUAUUUAAUGCAUUUCUGAGGACAGGGAAAUCAAUCUUAUUGUGAUCAUGUUGACAAACUUAACAGUAAAUAUAUAUUAAGAUUUGUGAUUGAAGCAUGAACUAAUACUGUAGCACCGUAACUGAAGCAUGGGGCUAAUGGUACCGUGACUAAAGGAUGGAGCUAAUGGCACUGCGACUGAAGAAUGGAUGUAAUGGCACCGUGGCAGAAGCAUGGAGCUAAUGGUGGAGCAUUGCUCUAAUAGCACAGCGACAAGCAUGCAGCUAAUGGUUCUAAAACUGAAGCAUGGCAUUAAUGGUACCGUGACUGAAGUAUGGAGCCAAUGGCACCAUGACUAAAGCUUGGUGCUAAUGGUACCGUGACUGAAGCAUGGUGCUAAUGGUACCAUGACUAAAGCAUGGUGCUAAAUAGUACCGUGGCUAAAGCAUGGCAUUAAUGGUACCACGACUGAAGCAUGGUGCUAAUAGUACUGUGAUUGAAGAAUGAGCUAAUGGCACCAUGACUGAAGUAUGGACCUAGUAUCACCGUAAAAGAUGCAUGGCACUAAUACUGACCCUUAAAUCAGAUAGUACCGUGACUGAACCUAAGUUCUAACAGUACCAUAGCCAACAGCACUGACUGAACCUUAGAUCUCGUAGCACUGUGAUCGAUUACUUUUAAGCUCACGUCAUGCUUGUAACUGACAGCUUUUUUACACACUGAUUAUUUAUUUCAAAAUGCUUCACUGAACCAAGACAAGUGGUGUCUGAACAUUGUAUAUUGUUCCAUUAAAUGUAUACAAUUAAAUGCA